Piliocolobus tephrosceles (Ugandan red Colobus) is the source of this 3049-nucleotide messenger RNA. RefSeq names its product lysozyme like 6 (gene LYZL6). NCBI's taxonomy places the organism in Eukaryota, Metazoa, Chordata, Mammalia, Primates, Cercopithecidae. Gene Ontology annotation, cellular component: acrosomal vesicle; sperm flagellum. The record is from RefSeq and is a predicted model, not a curated record. The transcript is spliced from 12 exons. Gene Ontology annotation, biological process: fusion of sperm to egg plasma membrane involved in single fertilization. Gene Ontology annotation, molecular function: lysozyme activity. Bases 1101 to 2432 code for a protein of 443 amino acids.
GCUUUCCGUGGAGUAACUGGCGGCCUCCUCGUUGUCUUCCAGCUCCUCCGUAUAAUCGGUCAUCGUCGUCCCCCUCCAUGACAUCCUCCUAGUUGUCUUCAGACUCCUGGGUCUCCUCGGCGUCGCCUUCGUCAUCCUCUUCCUCCUCCUCCUUGCUGUCGGGGUCAUUGUACACCACUUUGUCGCCGACCCUCCAGGCCGCGGUGGUCCCGGCCAGAUGAUCCGGGCUGCCCCCGCCUCCUCGUCCCCCACCCCCACUGGCCCGGGCCGCUGGUGCUGGGGGGUGCCGGUGGCGGCGGCUUCCUCUGGCUACUGCUGCCCACCCUGGGCGAGCUACGCCGCGUCUCGGGCGCCAGCCUGGGCCGGCUGCUAACGCGUUGCCGCGAGCUGAGUUCCCGGAGGCGUCCGGACAUGGGCGGCCGCGGCGGGGCCGGGGCGUAGCGCUCUGCAGCUGGAGCCGCGGGCUGCUUGGUCAGCCUGCCCCGCCGUCCCCUAAUUGGAGCCGAGGCUCUACCGGAGCGUGGUCACGUGAGCUGCACCUCCCACGAGCCUGGGAGGACCGAGGUGGCGUGGCGGCCUCUAGGGGGAGCACGAGAGCACUGAGUCACGGGCGGACAGACCGCGGCGCCUGGGCUCCGCCUGCGCGGUGGGGCGGCUAAGAGAGAUGAGCAGCUCGCUAAAUGUCCGGCGUCUAAGGCCUUUGGAAACCAGUCUCCGCGGACCCCUGACUGGAGCCCAAAGCCGACCGAACUUCCUCCCCGCGUCUCCCCUUCUGCAGCUCGGAGAGGAAGAGAAGAAGAUACAGAAAUGAAAAUGAAAAGAAAAUUUGGUACUACAGCACAAAGGUCCAGCUUGCAGAAUUAAUUGACUGUCUAAACAAAGAUUAUUGGGUAGCAGAGAUCUGCAAAAUUCUGGAAGAAAUGCGUGAAGAAAUCCACUGACACAUGGAUAUAACUGAAGACCUGACUGAUAAGGCUCGGGGCAGUAACAAAUCCUUUCUGGCAGAAGCUAAUGCAAGACAGAUCGGCUUGCCAAAGGAUCAGAAUGUUACCAAAAGAGCCUUAGUUUAAAUCUUUCUUCUGGUCUCCUUUUGAAUCAUUAUGUGCAAUAGAACUUUAGCAACUGUCUGCCCAACUCUUGCACAACACAAGUACCUAAUCAUAGUUUAUCUCACAGACAGCCUGAGACAUUUCUUACGGAAACACCCCAGGACACAAUUAAAUUUUCUGUUUCAGGAAUUAAACAGAUUGAAUUUAGAAUCUUCCAAUUCAAAGUACUCCUUGAAUACGGAUUCCCCAGUGUCUUAUAUUGAUUCAGCUGUAAUUUCACCUGAUACUGUCCCACUGGGAACAGGAACUUCCAUAUUAUCUAAACAGGUUCAAAUUAAACCAAAAACUGGUCAAAGUUUAUUAGGAGGACCAGCAGCUCUUAGCCCAUUAACCCCAAGACCUUCUAAUUUAAGUAUACUGCUGCUUUAUAUAUGCCUUGAUGACUUUUUGACACCUCGAUUUCAACCUCUUCUCAGUUUUGGGAUUUUGCCAUUAGAAACCCCAAGUCCUGGAGAUGGAUCCUAUUUACAAAACUACACUAACACACCUUCUGUAAUUGACGUGCCAUCCACCGGAGCCCCUUCAAAAAAGAGUUUUUGUGUUUUACAGUCUGUUGCCAGAAUCGGCCAAACUGGAACAAAGUCUGUCUUCUCACAGAGUGGAAAUCACCGAGAGGUAACUCCAAUUCUUGCACAAACACAAAGUUCUGGUCCACAAACAAGUACAACACCUCAGGUAUUGAGCCCCACUAUUGCAUCUCCCCCAAAAGCACUGCCUCGAAGAAGUUCACGACUCUUUACUAGUGACAGCUCCACAACCAAGCCUGGGAAUCAGCCAUAUUUCCUGGAGUCCCAGUUCCCUUUUGUGUGGAAUGUGAACCAAGAUCUGGGCAUUAUUUCAUUUAAUCAUCAAAACAACCCUUUUAGAUCUGCUCAAUCCCAACCUUCUCGCAGGCAUCCACUGUGCAAAAAGGAUUGUGUCCGGAGCACGGGGGAUGAACAACUGGGUAGAAUGGAGGUUGCACUGUUCAGGCCGGCCACUCUCCUACUGGCUGACAGGAUGCCAACUGGGAUGAAACAGGGUGUGGGUGCACCAUGGAGUCAUUCCAAGACUCCUGUCCUUAGUCAGGAAUUCUUCAUUUCUUCUUCCUAUGCCUCAACUUCAUGUUAUUUUCUUCCCUUCCCAUUUACAACUAAAACUGACCAGAGCCCCAAGAAUAAAUCAUUUUCUUGGCUUCCUCCUUACUCCCAUCUGGACCCAGUCCCCUGGUUCCUCUCUGUCAUUUGUAAACUGAGGACCACAAUAAAAAAAGUCUCUAUAUUUAUUGAAGCACUCACUCUGCAAAGAAUGCGUCCAUUUAUUCAUUAUUCUACGUCUAUUUGAGUACCUGAGACAGUGGGAGUGUACUAGGUACUAGAAGGAAGACAAAACACAACUGUCGCUCUUUAGGUGUUCAUAAUCUAGGUGGAGAAGCAGAAAUAUCCACAAACAUUACAAUAGAUUAUUAAAUGUAUAAUAAAAUUCAUAAUUAUUGCUUUGAAACAGUAUCAGCAUCCAAGUAAUUCCUCCAAAGAACAAUUUUUGAAGUAAAAGAGAAAGCUCAGAAGUAGGCAAUGGGUGGGGCUAAGGGUAUGGUAUUGAUGUGGAGAAAGUAGUGAUGGGAUGGAGAAAUAGUGGCAGACGCCAAUAAUUUUGGGGUGCUUUGAGAGAAUAGGAUCUAGACGAUUAAAAAGUCUUCUCUGGACAGGAUCUGGUUUGCCUGGAGGGUGCUGAUGUGGAGUAGAACAUGCUUAAAGAAAAAGCAAAGUCAGAAAAGGAACAGUUGAAGGAAUGUCCUACACAUAGCCACCAUCAGUAGUGUCUGACCAAACUGGGGUUUUAUCUUGGACCACUUAUUUCUCUACCACUGAGCCUUAACUGUUUCUACUAUAAAAGGAGAGAUUUGACUAUUCAGUAGUUCCCAGACUUUUGUAUUUCACAGGUGAUAAAAUGUGAAAAAU